Messenger RNA from Geodia barretti, 321 nucleotides. Lineage: Eukaryota; Metazoa; Porifera; Demospongiae; Tetractinellida; Geodiidae. The record is from the annotation of a GenBank genome assembly.
AUGAUCACAACAACGACACAUACUGUUGACGGCAGACAGAUUCGACAAUAUCUCGGACUCGUUACGGGUGAGGCUAUCAUGGGCGCGAAUGUUAUUCGCGACUUUAUGGCGGGCUUGACCGACCUUGUCGGCGGACGUUCAGGCACUUAUGAGAGCAAAUUCGCCGAAGCGCGUGAAACAGCACUUCAAGAGAUGGAAGAAGAAGCGCAGCGCAAAGGUGCAGACGCUGUUGUCGGUAUCGACAUCGACUACCAGGUACUCGGUGCCCGUAACGGCAUGCUGAUGGUAACGGCAACCGGAACUGCUGUCAAAAUUGAAUGA